Rhineura floridana is the source of this 1391-nucleotide messenger RNA. RefSeq names its product eukaryotic translation initiation factor 1A domain containing (gene EIF1AD). The coding region runs from base 297 to 797 and encodes 166 amino acids. The record is from RefSeq and is a predicted model, not a curated record. Gene Ontology annotation, molecular function: translation initiation factor activity; RNA binding. Gene Ontology annotation, biological process: translational initiation. NCBI's taxonomy places the organism in Eukaryota, Metazoa, Chordata, Lepidosauria, Squamata, Rhineuridae. Gene Ontology annotation, cellular component: nucleus. The transcript is spliced from 7 exons.
GAGCCUAUUAGACGGUUGCACCCGGAAGUGAGGGAAUCCUAGGGCGCCGGAAGCAGGAAGUGUGCCCGUUUCUCACGCUUCAGAGGGGAGAAGAAGGCGCCGGUUCUUAAGCAGCUCUUCCAGAACUGUGAAUGUACCAGAGAGUGAAAUCAGCACUGGAUCCACAGCCUCUGAACUUGGACGACGUUGGCUGUCCCUGGAAAAAGCCUCCUAGAACGUGGGCCCAUUUUGCAAACUACUCCUUGCAUUACCCCUGCCCCAGCAGACGCACGGUUCCUCAGGGCUGAGGGAAGAGCAUGUCCCAAGCUACGAAACGGAAGCAUGUGGUGAAAGAAGUCCUGGAGGAGUAUGUGGUUCCUUCAGAAAGGCAGCAGAUUGUCCGGGUACUGGGGACUCCUGGCAACAACCUCCAUGAGGUGGAGACACCUGAAGGGACACGGUUCCUCGUGAGCAUGCCCACGAAAUUCCGGAAGAAUAUCUGGAUCAAGAGAGGUGACUUUCUGCUGGUGGAUCCCAUAGAAGAAGGAGAGAAAGUAAAAGCUGAGAUCAGCUUUGUCCUUUACAAGGACCACGUUCGCUAUCUGAAAAAGGAGGGAUACUGGCCAGAGGCCUUCUUAGGCAAUGUUGCAGGAACUCAGAGCAGUGCUAAAGAGAGAGAUGGGCCGCAAAGCCCACCCCGUUCUGCAGGGGAGGAAGACUCAGAAGAUGACGAUGUUGGCUUAUUUGUGAACACGAACAGGGUCAACUAUGGCUAUAUAGAGAGCGAAGACAGCAGUAACUCGGAGGAAGAGAAGUAACAGACCAAGCCGGCCUAGAGAAAAGGGGUAUUGCCUCAGACCCCAGCCUCUGUCUGUUAGCGUUGAUUGGGGGGACGGGGCCUUGCAGGAACAUUUCGAGUAGCUUUUGCAGGAAAACAGCUGGCAUAGCCUGUUAGGAGCCAUGGCUUGGUCCUGGAGGUGCACUUUGAGCUUAACUUGACUGGAUGCCUCUGCUGUGUUCCAAGCCUGUCCCCCCUCCCAUACCUUAUUUAAUAAAAAGUAUGGCCCAGAACCAUCAUUACAACAGGUCCCAAGCGUCAAGAUACAUUGAUAAUUUUGAAGUGGCACUACUUUCUUCUAAGACAGAAAGCAGGCCAGUCUAUAUUAAAGGAUCACCAGGACACACAGGUAGUUAGGCUACUGCUGAAUUAAAAGGUAGCAAAGACGAUCUCAGCUUUUCCAGUCCUGGUUCUCUCUCUGCCAGGUUCACACGGCCUUCCUUUCAUUUUUCUCUGAUGGUUGCUAGCUUUGGCUCUUGAGAGGGGCAGCAUAGCUGGGGAGGGUAAAUACUACUGUUUUGUAUUCCAGUAUUAAACAAAUGUUUUAAUAAACUUUAAAGAGGCAAUGAGAAAA